UUCAUUCUAAAAAAAUUUUUUUUAAAGACAUACUAUACUUUCAAUUAUGCACAUGCACAUGUGAGAUACGGUGCUUGAAGUAUUGGCGACUGGUUGUGAGCCUUCUAAUGUAGCUGGAAUUCAUACUUAGGUCCUCUGCAAGACAAGUAUUGUAUCUGCUCUUAACUGCUGAGCCAUCUCUCGACCUCCACCCUCUCAAUCCUCAGUUCUUAAUUAGUCUGCUCUACGGCCAGCCAGUAGGUCAGGGUAGCAGUUGCUGAGUUGGACCUGCAGGCAACUACUGUCAAGGGAAUCUGUCUCUUUAUUCUCUUUGCCAAACAAUCCAAAAUAAUGGUCACUCCAGCACCUGGAGUUUCAGAGCCCUCUUCUUCCAAUUUCUGUCCAUUCUUGUCUCUACUCUAGGCUCAUGCUCACAGGUCCCAGGGAAGUGAGCUCCUGACUAUAGGUCCUAUGGUAGAUGACUCAGAGUCCCAGAUCCAAUGUAGAAUGAGAAAGAAAGCAUAGCUGUACACACACACACACACACACACACACACACACACACACACACACACGAUUCAACUCAUGAGUAGCAAGUAGGACAAAGGUCAAGUAUAGACCUGGGUUCACAGCUUCUGUUCACAUUGUGAGCUACUAUGAUUGGUAAUAGCACUGACUGUGAUGUGGGCAGUGGCAAGCCAUCUUCACCUGAUUUUUCUGUUAGUUCCUUAAGGGAGACAGAAUAGGAAAAUACUGGCAGAGGAAGGAUAGUUUUAGACUGACCUACCUCAUAGGCAUUUUCCACUUCUGUAGAACCAGCAUCUUUCCUCUGUCUCCUGGACACUAUGCUUUCGGGUUUCAUGUCUUAGCUGAUGUGGUUUUCCUACCACAGAGCAAUGUUCCCUCAUUUCAUUCCAUGGUUCUAUGCCCUUCAAGCCUCCAGGAUCAGCAAGAAUCACUUUCUCAGUGAAGCCCUCCUAGAUAUUUCCUGGUGCUAAAACUAGGAUUCACUUUUCCUCAUUCCCAUAACCUCUCAGGACAUUGCUUUUGUGUCAUUUCCAGCCCUAACCUCCCCGCUGAGCUUGCAAGCAGCUUCUUGAGGGUGUGAAUUCUCACACAUAUUGCUUACACCCACUGGUAUCCAGCACACCUGGCCACCGGCGAGAUGAAGGCGAUCUCAGCUCUCACAAAGCUAUAUUCUGAACAGAGCAUUUGCAUAGCCUGCUGCUUGAUUAUCCAUCCAGCCCUGGGAUCAAGAAGGAUUGUCCUCAUUUCCCAGUUGAGAAAUCCAGGUUCUGAGAGGAACAUCUCUUGUUGUCCAGCCUCACUGACAGAUAGGAUUAAUCGAAGGCACAGGAGCUAUGGUAUCUGGUCCAGUGCCCACCAUCUAGAUUCAGCUGUCAGGGUGUCCACAAAGAGGCCAUAAGGAGAAUGAAGAGAAGCUGACUGGCGUCUGACCCACCAUGACACCCACAGAAUUCACAAGCCUUAUUCCUGGCAUGUUUGAUGACUACAGCUAUGAUUCCACUGCUUCCACAGACGACUACAUGAAUUUGAACUUCAGUAGCUUCUUCUGUAAGAAAAACAAUGUAAGGCAGUUUGCGAGUCAUUUCCUUCCGCCUCUGUACUGGCUUGUGUUCGUUGUGGGUACUGUGGGCAACAGCCUGGUCAUCCUUGUCUACUGGUACUGCACAAGAGUGAAGACAAUGACCGACAUGUUCCUUUUGAAUUUGGCCAUUGCUGAUCUGCUCUUUCUUGCCACUCUUCCCUUCUGGGCCAUUGCUGCUGCUGGUCAGUGGAUGUUCCAGACCUUCAUGUGCAAGGUUGUGAACAGCAUGUACAAGAUGAACUUCUACAGCUGUGUGCUACUCAUCAUGUGCAUCAGUGUGGACAGAUACAUUGCCAUUGUACAGGCCAUGAAGGCUCAGGUCUGGAGGCAGAAAAGGCUGCUGUACAGCAAGAUGGUCUGCAUUACCAUCUGGGUGAUGGCAGCUGUGCUCUGCACCCCAGAAAUCCUGUACAGUCAAAUCAGUGGGGAAUCUGGCAUUGCCAUAUGUACCAUGGUCUACCCUAAGGAUAAGAAUGCCAAGCUAAAGUCUGCUGUUUUGAUCCUGAAGGUCACCUUGGGGUUUUUCCUCCCCUUCAUGGUCAUGGCUUUCUGUUACACCAUCAUCAUUCAUACUUUGGUACAGGCCAAGAAGUCAUCCAAGCACAAGGCCCUCAAGGUGACCAUCACUGUUCUCACUGUCUUCAUUAUGUCUCAGUUCCCCUACAAUUGCAUUCUGGUAGUGCAGGCUGUUGAUGCCUACACCAUGUUCAUCUCCAACUGCACCAUUUCCACCAACAUUGACAUCUGCUUCCAGGUUACUCAGACUAUUGCAUUCUUCCACAGUUGCCUGAACCCAGUUCUCUAUGUUUUCGUGGGUGAGAGAUUCCGUAGGGAUCUGGUAAAGACCCUGAAGAACCUGGGAUGCAUUAGCCAGGCCCAGUGGGUUUCAUUCACAAGGAGAGAGGGUAGCUUGAAGCUUUCUUCUAUGCUACUGGAGACAACUUCUGGAGCUCUCUCCCUGUGAGAGAACUUCUCACUGGGCAUAUGGUCCUUUUUGGAAAUAAUGAGAUAUAUAGACACAGCAUAAUCUAAAGAGACAGCAAACAGAAAGAAAACGGGGGGAGGCGGCUGGGGGAGGCAGGAAAAAACAAAACAAACAACUGGAAUGAACCUAAACAACUUUAUCAAGUUCAGUUAGAAUCUACCAAAAGUUUCCAAAACUGACCACCCCAGAACGGCACCAGCUGGUUUUUGGUCACAGUAACUGUAGUUCUGAGGAGGAUACUUGAGCAGCAGUGAGGACACUCCAGCUUUGCACAGGCUGAUCAUCAGUGCAGCUAGGUUUUGGAGGCAUUGAGUUUCUUCAGUGCUCCAAGUUUCUGUUACUUCAGAUCUGGUGCUACUCCUCUCCAGAGGUGACAGAGUACUGGCUGCCACCAUACCCCCUUUCCCCCCACCAAAAGCUUAGUGACAUCCACCUCAGGAUCUUUUCUUUAUACUCCUACUGGUGGAAAGACUGUGUUUGUAUGUCUCAUUACCUAUAGUUUUGUUUUUGUUUUUGUUUUUGUUUUUAAAUCUAGAACACACUGAAACAUUCUGAGGCUGAAUGCCAUUCUGAUCUCCUUGGUCUCUUCUGAGCCAGGGAGAAUCACUGUUCCUCGUUUGAACCAUCUGUAAGGUUGGUCAGUCCAUGUAUAGCUGACCACAUCACAUUACCUGGAUUCUUGCUCCCAGUCCACUUCUGUGUCAGGCAGAAGAUGCCAUGUCCAAACCUCACUGCAAGCACAAACUAGGAAAGGAUCUAGCCUGUUCCUGGGUGUGGUGAAAGUGGCCCUCACAGAAUUAAGCCGGAGAAUAUGUUGGGAUGGUGGGGACCUAGCCUUUGGGACUUCCUUAGGGAAGAGGCACUUGCUGCCGGUUUUCCCAUCUUCUUCCUACCAGUGAACUUCUGAGGCUCCCGGAAGGGUGUCUGCCUCCCUGCUGCCUCCCCUUUCCCUACUUUGUAGUCUUGACAGUUUACAACCUUUUAAUGUUAGAUUAAGAAGAAUGGGUGGGUUGGGCAUGAUAGUGUACACCUUUUAUCCCAGCAGAGGCAGGGUGAUCUCUGUGAGUUGGAGGCCAGCCUGGUCUACAGAUGGAGUCCAGGAGAUUCGGGGCUGCUUAUGCAGAGAAAUCUCAUCAUGAAAAACAAACAAACAAAAAGUAAAAAAAGGGUUGAAAAGAUGGCUCAAUGGUUAAGAGCACUGACUGCUCUUCCCGAGGUCCAGGGUUCAAUUCCCAACACCUACAUGGCAGCUCACAACUGUCUGUAACUUCAGUUGCAGAGGAUCUGAUACUCUCACACAGACACACAUGCAGGCAAAGCACCAAUGCACAUGAAAUAAAAAUAAAAAAUAAAAAUAU
This is a messenger RNA of Rattus norvegicus (Norway rat), 3931 nucleotides long. RefSeq names its product C-C motif chemokine receptor 9 (gene Ccr9). Gene Ontology annotation, biological process: chemokine-mediated signaling pathway; chemotaxis; immune response. Lineage: Eukaryota; Metazoa; Chordata; Mammalia; Rodentia; Muridae. Gene Ontology annotation, molecular function: C-C chemokine receptor activity; chemokine receptor activity; G protein-coupled receptor activity. The record is from RefSeq and is a predicted model, not a curated record. Gene Ontology annotation, cellular component: cell surface; membrane; plasma membrane.